This is a messenger RNA of Bemisia tabaci, 5226 nucleotides long. RefSeq lists its product as uncharacterized. The record is from RefSeq and is a predicted model, not a curated record. NCBI's taxonomy places the organism in Eukaryota, Metazoa, Arthropoda, Insecta, Hemiptera, Aleyrodidae.
ACCAUUCCACCAUAACGAAGAUAAUUUAAUUUUUCCAGUUUUCCUCCUCGUGAUUUUACGAAUUUCCAGGAGAAUGGAUAUUUGGUCCAUUGGUUUAAGUGAGGUGAAGAAAACGCUCGAAGAAAAAGUAGACAAAUUAAUUAAUGCCACGCAAUAUGGUGAAUUUGCUGAGAUCCUGAAAAACUCAACCGGGGUAUUAGUUGCUGUAGCAAAUAUUUCUCACACAAUCUCGUCUUCUGGCUCGCACAGCAAUUAUGUGCUACAAUGUGUCCCCCAAGUUUUCGAACAAGGAAUCGUAAUUUUGGACCAUGUUUCUCACUUGCAGGUCGAUUGUGUGCCAGGAAAAGUUUCAGAAGAUGCACUUGCCCAAUUGCGUCAGAUUCUCACUGAUAUUGCCCCAUCACUGGUGCCCUCUGCUCUUACUAUACAAAGUAUGAACCUUGCUCUUCUGCCCAGUUGCCGUCAGAAACUUCUCUCUCAUGUAAGUGAUAUUGAAGGAAUCUUCAAGUACAUCCCGCCGCUUCUUGAAAAUUUCCACAAUGCAUUUAUAGUCUGCCAGGGGCAAAGUAAAUUUAUUGCCUCAGAAUUCACCCGAGUUUCAGCCCUACUUUUUGAUGUGCUAGGGCAACUCCAAUCGAAAGCUCCUUUGUUUUCUACCACUGAUUUACACCUUAAAACAUUGUUUUCAGUUCUGCAUGUCCCAUUUCAAACAUGUUUAAUCUCUCUUCGUCUUCUCUUCUCACUUCCGUUGCUUGAAACAAAAUUUGAAACAGUCUUCAAAGCAUGUGCUCAUGCAAAAGAAAUUUACAUUCUUGCAACAAACAUCUUGAAGACAUUAUAUUUGCUUUUUCUCAGAAAUAUCCAUGAGCCAGUCAAAGAUGAUCUCAUCAAAAGUAUUCAGAAUGCUCAAGAUGUUUGUAAAGGUUCCCCUUUCAAGAGUUGUUUGACAUUUAACUUAAACGACAAACCAACCAUUUACCCCAAAAGCACUGCUGAUGCUCCCAAUAUGCAGUGUGCUUCUAAUAAACUAGCAGUAAAGAAAACUAAAAAGAAAACCACUGCUUUAGAGCAUAGUUAUGCAAAAGCUGAUGCUCCCAAUAUGCAGUGUGUUUCUAAUAAACCAGCAGUAAAGAAAACUAAAAAGAAAACUGAAAAAAGAAUUGUAUCAUCGCCAAUGAAAAAGAAAAGAGAUCCUGUAAAACAAAUCUCUUUAACAGAGCUGAAAAAGUAUCAAGCAGGGGGCAUGAGCAUGUCUUUAAGGAAUGAUGUCAAGAUUAAUGAAAAUGAUAGUGUAGGAAACAUGAAAGAUCAUGGACCAGGAUUUGAAAGCAACACGAUUUCAAACCGCUUUGAAAGUUCGACCAUCCAGACUGAAAUUUCUGAUGUGAAGAUCAUUGGACCAGUUUGUAACCCUGAAGUACUGUCCAGUGCAGAUCCUGAUGAUCUCAUCAAAAGUAUUCAGAAUGCUCAAGAUGUUUGUAAAGGUUCCCCUUUCAAGAGUUGUUUGACAUUUAACUUAAACGACAAACCAACCAUUUACCCCAAAAGCACUGCUGAUGCUCCCAAUAUGCAGUGUGCUUCUAAUAAACUAGCAGCAAAGAAAACUAAAAAUAAAACCACUGCUUUAGAGCAUAGUUAUGCAAAAGCUGAUACUCCCAAUAUGCAGUGUGUUUCUAAUAAACCAGCAGUAAAGAAAACUAAAAAGAAAACUGAAAAAAGAAUUGUAUCAUCGCCAAUGAAAAAGAAAAGAGAUCUUGUAAAACAAAUCUCUUUAACAGAGCUGAAAAAGUAUCAAGCAGGGGGCAUGAGCAUGUCUUUAAGGAAUGAUGUCAAGAUUAAUGAAAAUGGUAGUGUAGGAAACAUGAAAGAUCAUGGACCAGGAUUUGAAAGCAACACGAUUUCAAACCGCUUUGAAAGUUCGACCAUCCAGACUGAAAUUUCUGAUGUGAAGAUCAUUGGACCAGUUUGUAACCCUGAAGUACUGUCCAGUGCAGAUCCUGAUUCUGGUACCAAUAAUCCUUUGCCAUUGAGUGAGAGCAAAGAUAGAACAGACUGUAUCAAAUCAGGAAAUAUGGAAAGUGAGAGCCAUUUAAAGACAAAGGAUCAAGUGAUGGAAGACUGUAUCAAAUCAGAAAAUAUGGAAAGUGAGAGCCAUUUAAAGACAAAGGAUCAAGUGGUGGAUAUCAGCAUGCGCAAUAAUGCAAGAAACAAUGAUGACAACUUAAAGACGGACGGAAACGUUAGUGUAUCAAAUGAGGAAGAUGGGACACCAGAAACAGAACACUCAAAACUAGGGAACAAGGAAGAGGAGAAAAAAAAGAAAACCAGUCAAGUGGUGAAUAUUACAAUCAACUUGACUUCCAAUGCUGACUCGAAGAACAGCGAUGGUACAACGAACAGCACCAAGGUUCCAACAAUCUCGAUCGAAAGCUGUAAAACAGUGCCCAACGACUGUACCUCAGAAAUUCAGCAUGUGUCUAGUUCUGAAGAAGAUGAAACCAAGCAACCUUGCGAAAUCGUGGCGAUAAAGUGUUCGGAAGAAGGAUCCCAAUGUGAGCCGAAGGCUAACUUCAUCAAAAGGUCAGUUAUCCAUACUGAGAGUCUUGAUAUAGAGGUCAAUGUACAAGUCAUCGGUGCAGAACUGUUGUGUGACGGCAAGUCUCUUAGGGAUGAACCCAUGUCAUCAAUCGACAGUGCUAAAUCAAGCAUGAAAAAUACUUCAGUCGACCCGGAAAUACCGUCUUCUAAUGAAGUGAAUUGUAACACAGCUACUUUUCCUUCAAGUAAUUCCUCCACAAAUAAUCUCUCUGUGGAUUCUGAUGUGUGGAGCAUCCUGCUGAGGCAUGUAUCUGAGGUAGAGCUUACCUCACUGAAUGGAGAUCGACAACAACUUCUUUCUUCUUUAAUAACUCAAAUGAAGCCUAUACUUAAAGGAUUUUCUUUCAUCGUUUGUGAGUCACAGUUGUCAGUAUUGUGCAAAAUUUGCGGCUUGUCAGUGAACGCAGAGGAUAUCAAUCAAAACAUUAACUUGAUAUUUUUCCAUCACAAGUACCAUAAAACUAGACGUAAUCUAAUGACUCAGUACAAUCCUUCUCAUCCUUUAUAUAAAUAUACAAAAAGUUACAAUAGAGUUUGGAUAAGAAAAACGCAGCAAUGAAUUCACUGAGGCAUUUAAUGAAAGUUAACAUCUCAAAAUUUCCAUAUUUCGUCCGUUUUCAUGUGUAAAUAAUAUUUUUGAAAGUCAACUGUUUCAUGUUGUCUUUGAACUAAUACAGGCAUGGUUCCAUAUUUUUGAGAACAUGAAUAGAGAAAAACAAAUUUAUUAAAUUUACUGCUUUAUUUUUUCUCAAGCUAAUUUUCGAGAAAAAAUCCUACCCGUUUGUACACCUGUCUCAAUAUUUAACUUUCUGAUUGAGCUGGAACUUUAGGUAUCCCCUUGUUUUGGAGUGAAAUUAUUGAAAUCCAGCCAAACUAAAAAUCUUGAGAUUAAAUCGUACUUCAGUAAUUAAAUUAAAACUUUAAUGUUUGACAAGCUCAUGUAAUCAUUGUGAUGUUCUUCAAAUCUUUAUUGCUUUGUUUAAGUUUUCAUUUGUAAGACUGAUAUAAACUUCUAGAAGAUCAGAGGCUGUUUUUUCUAAACUUCAAUCUUAUUCAUAAUAUUUGCGGUAAUGUUAGCAAGAAAUCUUGUGUUUAUGCAGCUACUUUAGUUAUCAUUUCAAUUGAGUUUUAGUUUUUCUUUGUUUUCUAGUAAGUAAGGAAAUAUUUUUUCACAUGUUUCCGUUAUCUUUAGAAUUAUGUUUGUAGGAGUUGAUAAUUUUCUGAAUCAAAAUGUCUUUGCUAUCUAUCCUAAAUAUUUUUGCUCACUUUAAAGUAUGCUUGCUGUUUCAGUAGAAACCAUUUCAGCUAGCAGGUUUUUAAAGACAUUUUUGUCAAAUAAAUGUUUAAGGAAAUAAUAAAGUAUUUUAUGUACUCCUGCUUUCCAUUGGUCUCUAUGCAUGUUUUUUUCUUUUCUUUUUUUUCUCUUCAAUUCAUGAGAAAACCUCAGGAGUAUAUUUUAAUUGAGAAUGUUCAUAUAUUAUGCUAUGAAAUUCAAUAUUUAUAGUACUUACCUUUAUGAGUACUUACUAUUGAUGCUUAUUUUGUUUCUCAUGGAUGACAUGACACUUCAUCAAAUUGUAUUUUUACCUAUGCCAUUCAGGCUAUGAUGUGCAAAUCUUGUCUUGGAAGUUCAAAGUAGUCAAAAAGCAUUACAUGUUAUAGUCUUUUGACUUUCCUAUUAGCCUUUAUUUACCAUUAUAUACCAUUUUACUGCCAUGCCAGGGAAAAAUGUUGUAUGAGCACUUGGUGGUUACAAAAUUUCAUCUGAUGAAAGAUUAAUAUUUUUGCUUAAUUAUUCUGAGGAGUUCAUUCAAAAUCUAAUCCAGCAUAUCUGAAAAUUUUAAGGAAAAAUAUCCAAAACAGUUCUGUAAAAUUGUCAUAUUAUCAGACGAAAUUUGGCAACAUUUAAGUGUUUAUACAGCGUUUUUCCUUAAGACGGCAGUGCAACUCACCAUUAGUUUAUAAGUUUUUCUUUUGUGAUAAUGUAUAUAACAAUUUGUUUCAAUCUGGAAAAUUAUUUUUAUUCUUCCAAUGUUUAGAAAUAUUUUUAGUUAAGGAUAAUUUUCAUCGUUCUUAAAAACCUUUGGUGCUGCCUUUAUUGUUGCCUUUUAAAAUUAUGUAUAUGAACCUCAACAGUUCAAAGGUUAUGUCUCAACUUGAAAUAUUACAUGUAUUUUCCCUCACUAUUUAUGUUUAAACUCUUAGCAUUGAACAAAGAAGUGAUCGUGCAAAUUGAUCUCCUCCACUUUUUUAAUAGUAUGAUCAUCGGUGAACUUAUUAUCUUUAGCUAAACGCAGGUACUAUCCCAUUUUAUCAUAUUUGUGCUUUCUAGCUUUCCUCUAUCCUCUUGUGUUUUCCAAAUGUCAAAUCAUUUCUGAAUUUUCAUCUGGGACCAAUCACAUUGUGCUAUUGUACUGUUGUGUUUAAGCUGAAUGCAACCUCAUUUUAUACAUUUACAACAGCUCAUUUCAUGUUCUUUUUUUAAUAUUCAUCAAAUUAGUAAGUUUGACUGAUUUAUCUAAGAGAAUUUAAUAUUUUCUGUUUCCUUUUUUUUCUUAUUUGUAUUGUAAAUCGUACGAUUGCCUCUCCAAAAUUGUUCAAUAUAUUCCUUCAUUUCCUUAAAUUUAA